AUGCGCGGAAUACUCUCCCCCUCACAUAGAACAUCCGCAACAGGAGUUCUACAGAGCAGCCAGCUCACUAUACACUGUUCAGGCAUUCGCAAAAAGCACAAAAGUCCAGCCAAAGCCAAGAUGAUAUCCCUGGAGCUUCUGAUGGCUUUCAUCCGCGACUAUAUCAUCGACCACUCUGCCGCGGUCUCUGAGAACCAGCACCGUGAACAAGAGCAGACUCUCACACCCAACCCCACACAGAAUGCUACUGCCACUGCCGCAACCACUAUCGUAACUACUGUUGCAACCACCGAAUAUGAACCCUCCGAAUCAGCUGUGAACAAAAGAAAGACACACCCAAUAGCCUCACCCCUGACGGCCGCGCAGCAAAAGAGCCUGAAACAAGACCUCCGACUCGAAGCCAAACGGCGCAAAGUCGCCAACCACAAAAUCUACCAUCACGAGCUCGAGAAUGGUUUCUACGGCGACCUCAUCUCCCUGCAUUACGAAGACGCAAUCGCAACUGCGCAGCACGCACACACCCUCCCCCUAACUGAGGGCAAGUAUCAUUUCCACAAUUUCUGGGUCGACGCAAGCGGGUGCCAGGGCUCUGCCGGCGCGGCAAUUGCAUACAAGGAUCCCCAGGACGGAGAGGAGUGGAUGGACUUGGGAUAUGCGAUCGCAGACCUUAAGGGUGAGAAGCGGGUGGAGAUGUCGGAGCUGUUUGCUAUUGGGGCUGCGUUGAAGCUUGCGCUGGCACGGAUCGGGAAGAGGAUUGCUGUUGCGGAGGGUAUGGAGGAGCAUGCUGUUACUGUGUUUUCGGAUUCAAUGUCUGCGCUGGGCAUGAUUCGGCGGUGGGCGAAUUGGUGGUCCCAGGGUGAGGCUGAUAGGUCGGCGUUUGGGGAGAUUGCGAAAGAUGUUUGUGGGCUUUCGAGGCAGCUGUUUGACUUGGGGGUUAAGGUGAGGGUUUAUUGGGUGCCGGCGCACUGUGGAGUUUGUAUUGCUGGGCAUAAGAGGGCUGAUGUGCUGUCUAAGGCGGCGGCGAGACAUGUUAAACUGCUCGAGCAGCGGGAUGCGAUGUUUAGUGCUGAUGGGGUUGUUCAGUUGGUUGAUUCGGGGUUCUUGAAAACUCUUCACCUGCUUGCUGAUGAGUGA
Molecule: messenger RNA, 1134 nt
Organism: Aspergillus bombycis
Lineage: Eukaryota; Fungi; Ascomycota; Eurotiomycetes; Eurotiales; Aspergillaceae
Product: ribonuclease H family protein
Exons: 1
Coding region: 1-1134 (377 amino acids)
Molecular function (GO): nucleic acid binding; RNA-DNA hybrid ribonuclease activity
Source: RefSeq, a predicted model, not a curated record